Neohortaea acidophila is the source of this 1443-nucleotide messenger RNA. RefSeq lists its product as uncharacterized. The coding region runs from base 1 to 1443 and encodes 480 amino acids. The transcript is spliced from 2 exons. NCBI's taxonomy places the organism in Eukaryota, Fungi, Ascomycota, Dothideomycetes, Mycosphaerellales, Teratosphaeriaceae. Gene Ontology annotation, molecular function: oxidoreductase activity; heme binding. Gene Ontology annotation, cellular component: endoplasmic reticulum. The record is from RefSeq and is a predicted model, not a curated record.
AUGGCGCCAUCAGUAGAACGCAAAGAGCUCAAAGCCGAGUGGAAAAAUGAAGUCAAAGUCAAGACAUACAAGCUCGACGAUGUCGCCACCCACAACACCAAAGGGGAUACGUGGAUAGUCAUUCACGGACACGUCUACGAUGUCUCCGACUACGUACGCGAUCACCCGGGCGGAGCAGACACGCUCUCAGGAGUUGCCGGCAAAGAUGCCACCAGCGACUAUGAAGACGUCGGCCAUUCGAAUGAUGCGGACGAAAUCAUGCACGCUUUUCUCGUUGGCGUGAUCGAAGGCAACACCGAAGAGGAAGGUGGUGCUUCCAAGUCCGACGAAGCGGUCCCCGAGACGACCGUCGUCGUGCGGCGAGGCCCAGAAGACAUGCGACCCAAGUCCAGCACAGCUCAAAAAGGCUUAGGUCUGAAGACAGAAUUGGGCUUGUUUGCUGCGGGAACCGUCUCACUGGUCUGGGCACUGAAUCACUUCCACGUCCUUCCCCGGCUCUCUGCACAGCUACCACAACUGAAACUGUCGGCAAGAGGCAGCUUCACCCACGGCUUCCUCACGGCCUCCAUCGUUUCUGGCAUUGUCGGUAUUGUCGGAGCGCAAUACCUGUCAAGCGCAAUCUCAUUCGGUGAAGGAUUCGAAAAGUAUCAACCUCGCAAGCCCGCCGUCUCCCCAACUAAAGACUACAAAAAGGGGGUCCUGACGCCCAACGAAUAUCAGCCAUACGCGCUGGUCCAGAAGGAAGAACUGGCCGAUGGCAUCUUCCGAUUCGUCUUUGCCUUGCCUAGCAAAUACAGUAUCCUUGGACUGCCAAUCGGCCAGCACAUCGCCAUCCGCGGAGAAGUGGACGGCAAGACCAUCACUCGAAGCUACACUCCCGUCAGCAACAAUCGCGAUCUCGGCCGCAUGGAACUGCUCAUUCGCAUCUAUCCUGACGGGCAGAUGGGCAAGUACUUGUCAUCACUCAGCGUCGGCGAUAGGGUAGACAUCAGAGGACCGAAAGGCGCCAUGAAAUACCGCAAGGACCUAGCACGGCACAUUGGCAUGGUGGGCGGCGGCACCGGAAUCACACCCCUGUUCCAGCUGGUCCGCGCCAUUUGUGAAGACGCGAACGACAAGACCAAGAUUACGCUGGUGUACGGCAACCGGACGGAAAAAGACAUCUUGAUGCGGAAGAGGCUCGACGCGUUUGCCGCGCAGUCGAACGGUCAAUUUGAGGUGCACUACAUUCUUGAUCACCCGUCUGACGGUUGGCAAGGCCGAAGUGGCUACGUUACCAAGGACUUGCUAGACGAAGUUAUGCCAAAGCCUUCGAAAGAUAGCAGGGUCCUUCUUUGUGGGCCCCCGGGCAUGGUCAAUGCGACGAAGAAGUCGCUCGAGGAGCUGGGAUUUGAGGCACCUGGCGCGGUCAGCAAGAUGACGGAUCAGAUCUUUUGCUUUUAG